This is a messenger RNA of Polyodon spathula (Mississippi paddlefish), 2751 nucleotides long. RefSeq names its product mapk-regulated corepressor-interacting protein 1-like. The transcript is spliced from 5 exons. The coding region runs from base 198 to 488 and encodes 96 amino acids. The record is from RefSeq and is a predicted model, not a curated record. NCBI's taxonomy places the organism in Eukaryota, Metazoa, Chordata, Actinopteri, Acipenseriformes, Polyodontidae.
GUGACUGUAGAUUUGAGUUCGUGGUUGGUUUAUACGUUGUUCUGGCUCUGUUUAGGACUGAGGAGGGUGAAAACGUCGCAGUGAACGGAAAAAAGAAAGGGAAGAGAAAAACCCCAACAAAUUUCAGCUGAUAUCUAACAAAGGUAAAGUGAAUCAACGGAAAAUAAGGAAAUAGGAAGGCAUCUAAGAGCUAAGAAAUGACCAGCUCACCUGCUUCUAGAUUUGUUUCAAACGGCAAGAGGAACACCAGCCCCCGGUCCCCUGCCAACACUGGCGAGCUCUUCACUCCAGCACAUGAAGAAAACGUUCGAUUUAUAUAUGAUGCAUGGCAGUGUGUCCUGAGGGACCUUGCGUCCUCCAGUGAUCAGAGUGAGAGAGGACCCCAGCAGUAUGUUGAGAAGACGAUGAACCCCGGGCUUAACACAUUUACUCCUGUUGACUUGAGUGAUGUAAAGAGACGGAACACACAGGACUUCAAGAAGUCUUAAGAAAUGUGUGCCUGCCUGGCCGGGUCCCAUUCCACUCCUAGGCAGUUCUUGGGAGAUUUCUUUUCUACUGAUCAUCUCCGUCAGUCUCAGUCUGGAAUGACUCCCCCCUCCCCCCAAUCAUCUCUCCCUCUUCAGCUUCAAAGUAAAGAAACCAAUGACUGAUCUCUCUCCUGGCUCUCUUGAAGGUGCAUGCAAAUAACAAAAUGAAGCAGGGUUGUGUUUUAGCUGAAAUCUUUGUCCCCUUAAAGAAACACAAUCUAUCAUACCCUCCCUGCCUAGCAAACCACCAGCUAGUUGUUUUAAAAUUUGAGAACUCUAUAAACAUGUUCAAAUUUUCAGUUGUUUGGUUCUUGAUCUACUGGCUUUUUUUUUUUUUUUGUUGGAAGCAGUGUCUUAAAUUGGUCCUGUGGAUCUGAAUCUUCAAAGGAAGCCACUCCAGAAACUGUCUUCCUACUUGCUGUACAAGUCAGGUUACAAGUCAGAGUGCUUGACAGAUAGAUAGAAAGAGAGAGAAAGACUAUGACAGAAUUUAAUAUAUUUUUUUAAAGCAUUGUUUGACCCACCUGGGUUUAUUCAACUUGUCUGAAAGCAACAUCUUAUUAGCAGCGGGAUUACAGCAACCUUAUUAUAUUUGUCUUCUUAAUUGACAGUGAGCAAACCAUCUUUAUCACCAGGAAUCAAGGUGGUAUUUGCUUGCAAGCUUUCCUGGUUCACCUACAGAAAUGGAACUACAACCCCUUCUGUUUGCCAAUAGUGUUGCAUGAAUCUGUAGCAGGCACCUCUUGCAUCUGAGUAAAUCUGAUUGGUGGUUACAGCAGUUAAGCCAAGAAGUGUGGGGUUGCAUUGAUGGGGGAAGAGGUUGUGGUCACCCCCGGUGAAUAUUUUAGUUUAUCUUUUAUACCUUUUGAUUUUAAAGCUCAUGAUGUGUUAACAAAGUCAAUUUUAUAUAAAUACAUACAUUUCAUGAGGGGGGUUUAACACACCUGCAUAUAAAUGUGUAUAUACAUGUAUAUGCCUGCAUGUUGUGUACAUACAUAAAGCAUACAUACUUUACAAAUUUACACACAAGCUUCCAGUGAAAUUCAGUUACGAAGGGGGACUGCUUCUAUUUCAUCUUGGUGGUAGUUAAUUAAUAGCUGUCAGACUGGCAGGGGCAAUUAACAAGCAGACCUGUGGAUGAUUUAAAGAUUAAGAGAUGCAAAAAAACAGUCUGAACUUUUACUGAUAAAUUACAGCCAUGCUGGUCCUUUAAUGAGUUUGUAAGUCAUCACACACUGCUCUAAUUAUAUGAUGCUCAGUGGACAUUUGUGUAUAUUCUUAUUCUUCACUUUGAUUCUGAAGGUAAUGCAAAAACAUAUUUGAGUUAUGAUUAGGUGUUUGAAUAAAAAGGAAACAAGAGAAGACGGUUCGGCAUUCGAUUUCAGCAGCAGGUCUGUGGCAUUGAUGUUAUAUAAACACUGGAGCUUCUCAAAUACAGUGUCUUCUAGUUGGCUGCAGAAUUGGAGUCUGUCUUCAAAGGAUCCGGAAGCCUGUCUCAUUUCUAGCCCUUGUUUUAAAGGUAGAGCCUCUUCCAUACUUGUUGUAGAUUUUCCACUAUCCAGCAUCAGGGCUCUUAUUUCUGUUAAAUGUGCCCAUUAUCUCACAAGCUUUCAAGGCCAUUGAAACAGCAGUUUGUUUCAUUUUAAGGAAGAAUCAAACUGAAAAACUCAGUGAUGAGAACGAUAGAGCUCUUAUAAUGCCAAGAUGCAACAAAAAAUGUGCUUUAGUUGCUAUGUACAUAUUUCUAGUAAGUUUUUUUUACCACAACCAAAUAACAACACAUUGGCAGUGUAUCUUGAAGGAAAAGGGCACAAUUGUAACCAAUCUUCAGGGAAUAAUUUUUGCGCUGCUUGUUCAAGGUUCAAAACUACCUUUAGUAUAGUUUAUCCCUACGACAACUGGGGUAAGUGAGACGAGUACAUUUGAGGGAUUGUUCGAUGCCAGUUUUAUUUUAUUCCCCCAAAGGGAUAUAAAUGUGUUUUUUUUUUUUUUUUUUUUAAGACAGAUGUUGCUAUCAGGAUCACAUGACAGAUUAAUUUGACAUAAGGAGUUAGACAUUCAUACAGAAUAAGCUGUAUGGAUGUUGUUUUAAACAAAAUAAAAUGUUAUCCAUUGCUUGUUUUAAGUGUUAGGGAAACAAGUUGUAAACUUUACUAUAAAAAGGAAAUUCACAUUUGUAAACUGGGGAAAUACUGUAAAUAAAAUGUUUUCUUUAGACACAUUU